CCAGUGCCUCCAUCUCUUGGGACCACACGAGUAAUCUCGUGGCCAGAGACGCUCCAAUGAAGACAAGGUGCUUUCAAUCACGCCACAUCCUUAUCACCAUUCCAUCAGGCUUCUCUUGGAUAUAUUGAAAGGCGAGUCUGCCUCACAAGCAGCAGAGCCGAGGUGCACUGAAGCUACCAUGCCCUACCCUCCUUGUCAUUGGCAUUGAGCCGUCGGGUGUCUGCCCAAGUACUGACCACUAUAGAGCCUGCCAUGCGCAAUGGGACAGGUCGUUUUUAAUCAGCUUGUUUGCUCCAAUGCCGAAACGAUCGGGGCAUCAGGUGCUUUCCCAAUGACCAUCUACCACACCUGCUGAAUACGUCCAGUUGCACCUAGGUACCAUUGGUAUUCUCAUUUGAUCUGCGGCAUUCCGAGAUGCGACGUCCCGUUGAUCGGACCUGGACAGUGGCUGCUGCGCGCUGCACUCUGCCGCCAGCCGUCUUUUCACCUCCCAACACCCUCGCAGCUCAUAUCGUUGUUGAACCCGCUUCCUUUUGGGUUGGCAGCCGACAACCAAUCAGCCACGACGAUGGCCAUGACCUCACAGGCGCUUCUUCCUGCAUCUGUCACGAGAGAGUCCUGGCUGCAGGAACCAAUGUUUGCCCGUGCAUUUGACAGCUGGCUCUGGGCCUGUUCACUCGGGUGGGGUGUGUUCAAUAACCUUGGAAGUUCCGUCUCCGCGUCCAAGGUUCUCCCCCCACAGUCUCCAGGCUGUUCGUCCUUUCAACAACAUUGUACUCCAUCGACUAUACACCUAGAACGAAACGACGCCCCUGGGAAUUUUAUGAUCCUGAUUGGUUGUAGGCGACAAACAAUCUUGCCUCUCGAUUCAUAACCGGUCGGCCCUUGGUCACGGUUGCUUGCUGGGGUUGACUUGAUGUCCAAGUGGUGACCGCCCGGACUGCUGGAUGCGAUAUUCCAUCUCAUCCACUGCACGGCUCCCUUCCCCGGGCUUAGAUCGCGUCGACCCGGUCAAAUCUUGAAUUUGAUUAUUGGUUGAAAGCCUCCAAGGAGACCGGUCAAGCUAUCGUGCCGGGUUCAGUAGCCUGAGCUCAGUCGGUGACUCCAAGCAUCGCGAUUGGAUACACAGGACCACCCGAGGGAUGCUCUGCAUCAGUCGGCUGUUGUACAUUGGCUCUUCUCCUGGUCUGUCCUCGGCAACUUCCACGGUAUCCCGUGACGCCCGGCGGUUGUGAAAGGCAGAACCAGACGUUCAGGUUGUGCAGUCCAGAUGGAACGGCCCGGUCAAGAUGAGUUCCGUUCUUAUAAGACCAACAAGAUGAUUCCACUCUACAGACAUGAGGCAUUUGCUUCCGUUGGAACUAGUAAUCCGACAAGCACGAGAGGACGCAAGAGAGACCGCUUCAGCCCAGAGAACGCCAACGUCCCAGCUGCUAAGCCGGUCGCGAAGAAGGCACGCACCCUAGCACACCGUUACCCCGGAGUCCACGUCGAGGUCUGGCACCAGUCCGAGUUGUCGGUGCAAACCAAGACAACAGCUGAAUACGAGUUGGGACAGCAACUGCCUGUGCCCGCUCUCACACCAAGUUCAGGGCUAUCAUCCACACUAGGGACGUCCAGGUCAUCCUUCAUACCUAUAUGUAACGGGUGGCCCUCGUACCAAGUGACCUGUUUCGAGCCGGGCACGCAGGGUGCACAGGAAUCAGUGUGCUUGCAGUCUUUUCCACCUGUGCUUGCAGCUCUCAGCUUCCCCACUUAUUCUAGAUUCGGUCAAAGCUCUUCUGACACGUCUUCGCUAUCAACAGUAUCGAUUAACAGCAGUCCUCAGGCUGGACUCUUCGAGUCUCAAGUCUUCUUCGCUCCCAAGCAGACAGAAGGCUUUGACUUGCACACCGAGGCGUGCAACGAUUUUCUUCCCACAUGUCAAGAUACAACCUCUGACCUCGCCGAGUACCCCCACUCAGGCCUUCCGUGUUUCCCUGAGCCAGUUCCUCACGACGUUGUGAUGGGUGGCGGAGAGCGGUUUCCAAUCUCACAACACGAUGUGGCCUCCAACCCCGCACUUGUGUCGAAGCCAGAACAACAGCAACACACAUUGUAUCACGACCCUUGGCAGACGCAAGAACUAGGUGUUACUCCGAUGCCGAAUCUUCUGGCCUGGACUGAUACAGAAAUACCGGCUCAACACCCCUUUUCACAGAGGGCCUCCCAUGUCGAUACUCCUCCAUCCCAACCUCUCCUCAGUCGGGAGGAAGACCGUUUCAAUGACACUGCCCACGAGGACCAGAUGAGCCACAAUGAUGGGUUGCCGUUGCGACUUUCGCGGUUUCAGGACUCGGGAGUCGAGGACGCUGGUGUUGGUGAAAAGAUACUUGCCGUCUGUGAGAAUAGCCAGGGCACAUCCGAGUGCGCGUGUGCGGGACAUUCUCCCAACAGUCCUUGUUCGUCAUGCGCCAGCCCACAAUCAUGGGUUAUGGUCACAUAUGAGUUGGUGAAGCCCUCCAAGGACGACAAACCCAAGAAACUACCCAAGCCAAGGAAACGUCUUGACCACAACGCCCGGGCACAGACCUCUCAAACAAGGGAGGUGGGAGCUUGCGUCCGAUGCAAGAUACAACGAGUGAGAUGUGUGCCCAAUGGUGACGAUCCUUGUGGACCUUGCGAAGCCUGCUCCCGGGUCGCCUUGAACCACUCACGAAAGGUGCUGCAUCACAUCGGCUGUCACAGAUACAUAUUGAGAGAGCUUGUCCUCUUCCGAUCCUCAGGGUCGAGAGUCACCGAUCGAUGGCAUAGUGCUCAGGUUCGCAACGUAAUGACAGAGGGCAAGACAUUUACAGUCAAGAUUGAGCAGGACUUUGUGGGCCGUUCUUUUGAAUGCCAAGUCCGUAAGGUAUCCAACAACCCCAACAGCACCCACAAAGAUAGGACCACACGCGACUGGUAUAAUGGAACCACUGUCAAACGCGAGGCCGUCUUGGAAUAUGCCCUUGUCGACGUCAAUGAGACUAUGAUCCGCUACAAAGACUACAUACGUGACAACGUCCUCGGGCACAACUACCCACCAGCAAUUGCCAAGGUUGUGGAAGGUUAUCGGAAGCCGGAGCAAGGGGUCGACACCACAAUCGUUGCAGAAGUCUACGAAAAGGCUUGGGCUUACUUUUGCAGCCUUCCCAGCGAGGAAAAAACAUGGGACUUCUAUCAGCCUUGGCCUCGGGGAAACAAAAACGACAGUGAGAAGUUGGUUUCCGAGAAGGGGUUUCUUCUUGGCUUGUUUGAGUUACAGUUUGCGUUGAGACAUUCGACUGGAUGGUCUUGGCUUGGUGAAGGAGUCAAUAUCCCGAAUGCCCGUCCAUGUCAAGAUUUUCCGCCGCUAAAGGGACGAAUCAUGACACCACGAAUGGUAGUGGGUCAACUUGACUGUAUUCGGAUUUCUUGUGUUCUGAAGCCACUGACGCGAGCAAUUUUGCGGGUGAUGAUGUCGUGGGUUGGUGAUCGACAAUACAAUCGCUGGAUGAGUAUUUUUUUUGCCACGUUUGUGCUCCUUAGCGAGCUUUCCAAAAUCACUGAAGAUGCCUACCUACACGGCUGGUAUGAUAAGGAUAUCAAAGGUGAUGGCCCCAAGCAUGCUCACAUCAUCAGAGACGUCCAUGAGUCUGCCAACAUUCUGCUUGCACAUUGGCACUAUUACAGCUGCAGCACUGACCCGUUCGGACCCUUCGACAAGAAAUACCCUCGGAGCAAAACACCAUUGAGAGAGCUGACUCCUGAUCAGCUCGUCAUGGUCCAGAACCUCUGGAGUGGGCUACGGCAGUGGAAGGAGAGGCCCUGCGACGAUGAGUUGUACAAGAACACGAAAAACGAAAAGUGGUGGCAGAAAUGGUGCCACAGUCUGUACUUCGUCGACCAGAUGAUUGACACGAGUUGGAAGCCGCGACAAGUCUUUGCUUGAUAGAAAAAUCUAUAUCAGCUCAGGCUGAAUGAUAGUGUGUGUCGAAAAAUGGGGCAUCACAGCGCGCGUACCAAUUUCUUUUUUCUUCCUUUUGGGCUUUUUGGUCAGUUCUCUGUCUCUCCGAUUUGAGGUUUUGGAGCGUGAGUACGGUUGUGCGUCAGGAAAAGAACGCGAAAAUGGUGCCAAAUGACUUGCAAACCCAACAUUGAAGUGGGGCGUCAUGAAGUUUACGAAUUUUCACGAAGUCUACGAGGCUAUGGCACGUGGGGCAAUCUUGAUCGAGCCGACGGGAUUGGGAGGUGCCUGAAUGGCUAGAUACAUGCCGAAAGCCCUCAACUUUGGAACUCGCGCUGCAAGUUCUGUAGACCUUUCCACGAAACGAAUUCGAUUCAUCGAAAGCAAGUGUUCUGUCACAAAAUGAGGCCCUAGUGAAGCGGUGGAGCUCCUGAAGUCUCUAUAGAGUCCAAGUGUGCAUAGUCUAGUUGAGGAGACUUGAGCACUUGGCCUAAAAAUCAAUAGUGGAUAAGCUUAAAGAACAA
Molecule: messenger RNA, 4488 nt
Organism: Diaporthe batatas
Lineage: Eukaryota; Fungi; Ascomycota; Sordariomycetes; Diaporthales; Diaporthaceae
Exons: 9
Coding region: 1271-3949 (892 amino acids)
Source: RefSeq, a predicted model, not a curated record